AUGGCGGGUAAAGAUGUGGUCGUGACCGGAGCCACUGGCCUCCUCGGAAGACAGGUCGCGCGGGCGUUUGACAUGAAGAGUUGGGACGUCAAGGGUACGGGAUACUCUCGCGCCGAUGGCGUAUCCGUCUUCAAAGUCGACCUCGGCAAGACCUCUGACGUCGAAAAGUUUCUCGAUGAAUCCAAGCCUCAGGUAGUCGUGCACUGCGCCGCUCAGAGGUUUCCAGACAAGGUAGACAGCGACCCGGACGCCGCCCGCGCCCUCAACGUCGAGGCCACGCGGUCCCUCGCCAAGCUCUGCGCCGCCCGCUCGACCCUGCUCAUCUACAUCUCGACCGACUACGUCUUCUCGGGAAAGCAAGGAGACGCCCCCUACGAGGCUGACGCGGAGACGGGACCGACGAACCUCUACGGCCAGACCAAGCUGGACGGCGAGCGCGCCAUGCUGGACGAGUACGAGGCUGCCGGCCGCGCGGGGCUGGGCCUCGUCCUCCGCGUGCCCGUGCUGUACGGCAAGGCGGAUACGCCGGCGGAGAGCGCGACCAACGUGCUCAUGGACACGUUGUGGAAGACGCAGGACGGUGGCGCCAAGGUGAAGAUGGAUCACUGGGCGAUUCGGUACCCGACCAACACAGAGGAUAUCGGGCGCGUGUGUCACGAUAUCGCCGACAAGUACCUGGGGGCCGAAGAUCGUAGCUCGUUCCCCAGGAUCCUGCAGUUCUCUAGCGAGGACAAGAUGACAAAGUACGAGAUUUGCCAAAAGUUUGCAGACAUUAUGGACCUCUCCAUGGACGGUAUCAUUGCCAACACGGAGGGCAACGAUCCCAACGCGAGUGUGCAGAGGCCGUACGAUUGUCAUCUCAGCACGCGGGCUCUCAAGGACCUAGGUAUUGAUGUGUCGACAAGUGACUUUGUCGGAUGGUGGAGGCGCGAGGUACAUGCUUUCCGGCACUGA
Molecule: messenger RNA, 954 nt
Organism: Colletotrichum fioriniae
Lineage: Eukaryota; Fungi; Ascomycota; Sordariomycetes; Glomerellales; Glomerellaceae
Biological process (GO): S-adenosylmethionine biosynthetic process
Cellular component (GO): methionine adenosyltransferase complex
Molecular function (GO): methionine adenosyltransferase regulator activity
Source: RefSeq, a predicted model, not a curated record